CGCAGGCAAAAACUCAACGCCUCCACGGCUCGCCUUUCCACACCUUGCAACCGUUCCCUGUUCUUGCUAUUCCAACCACUACUUGGAUCGAUCCAUCAACGGAUCGUACCACGAUUCGAUUCGCCCUGCGCGAAACCCAUCACCUUUCGCAACCGGCAUUUCCUCGAUAUUUUCCCCGUUUGUUCCACUCCGCCCGUUGUUCUGUGGUCUGCCGUCGGCAAACGCGAGUCGGUCGCCAAUCUCUGAAUCCACCACCGCUUUUCACACACACACACACCACACACAUCUCAGCAAUGUCUGAGGUACAGUCCAGACCAGCUGCCUCGCGCGGCAGAGGCUCCGGUCGAGGCGGUCGAGGCGGUUUUGCGUCCCGGGGAGGGGGCCGCGCCGGCGCCCGACCUGCUGCCGCCAAUGGCGAAUCGAAACCUGACACAGAUUCCUCGCUGCCCACAUUUGAGGACGAGGGCGACGUCGGCCGAUUGAAGCAACAGUAUGGCAGCAAAGUUGCAGUCAUUAAAGAAAUGUUCCCCGACUGGUCUGAAGUCGACAUCCUCUAUGCCUUGCAAGAGACCGAUGGCGACGAAGACCUGACGGUCACCCGCAUCUUUGACGGGACCAUCUCACAAUGGGGUGAGGUCUCCAAGCAGAAGAAGGAUCGCACGCGUCCUAAGGCAAAGGUCGAUACCUUCACUACUACUACCGGCGACUCCGUUCCUGCGGGCGGCUCCCGAAACGCUCGAGGCGGCCGUGGUGCCGACCCCGGUCGUGGCCGUGGAAGAGCCACCGAUCGUGGUGGUCGCGGCGGUGCGCGCGGCAAGUCGACCCUUGCCACAAGCAACGGUACUCGAACCAAGGACGCUCAACCCCUCUCAAUCCCGACCGAGGAAGUAUCCGAAUGGAACACCAAGCCAGCUGAAGAGUCGGGCGGCUGGGGCGAACCUACUGAGACUGAGACGACGCCUGCCACGACAGCCACUGCUCCUACCACUGCACCCGCGGCUCCGAAACCCGCCACAAUUCCCGAAGGCACAAAGACCACUUGGGCGAGCAUGUUGAAACGGUCAACGGUCCCGAAGCCGGCACCGAAGCCGAAGGAGACCCCCAAGGGCCCCGAACCUGCCAUUGAACUUCUUCCCCCUGCCGAGCGGGCCGAGCCUGAGCCCGAAGCUCCCGCGCCUGCUGAGGAGCCUGCUCCCGGGCCGGAGAAUGAGACAGCUCCCGCCCCAGUCGUCGAAUCCGUUGCCCCCGCGGUGCCCGUUAUUCCGGCCGUGCCCGCGAUUCCUGCUGUCGUCGUUCCUGAGGUUGCAUUGCCGCCCUCAAAGGAUCAACUUACCGAAAAGAAUCUUGACCAGGUCAAGGACGACUCUCACCCUCCUGAGACGGAAACUGCUGCCAGCGAAGCUGCUGACUCCUGGGAUCCCCGUGGCCCGGCGGCUAGCGCGACAGCCACCCCUCUCUCUGCUUCGCACCAGCAACACCAAGGCUCUCGAGCGGCCGCUGCGGCCAAGGCAUCAGCUCGCACGCCUAUCCACCAUCCUCGGCGCAUGCUUGAUCAACUUGAAGCUGUCCGCAUGCCCGGUAACCGAGAUCAAAUUGACCGCGCUGCGGUUCAGUUCGGUGCUUUCAGCCUGAACGGCCCCAUCGAUGACGAUGUCGACGGCGAUCGCGAAGAACCCCAGACCCGCCCCCAACCUCCCGAAGACUCCCCGGUUGCCCACCCCCGGACGUCUCUUCCUCCUGCCCAACCCACGCCCGUUCCCGAUGCCUUCCCGGCCCAGAAGCAGGCCGCUGCUCAGAUCCCCACAGGACCUGCUGCCGUUACUCCUUCCGCACCUCAGGGGAACACCCCUUCUGCCCCGCAGGGUAUGUCCUAUGCUUCCCUUCCCGCUGCAUAUCUUGCCGAUCAUCGCCUAAUCCUCCCGCCUGCAGCCACAGUACAGCCGCCUGCCGCGCAGAGCAAUCAGCAAUUCGGCCGGUUCGGCCAGCCGGCAGCGCAAGACUCCUCCUCAUUCCCUACGACGAAGCCCUUCGAGCCAUUUGGUCAGCAACCUGCCAUCGCUUCGGCCGCCCAGAGUCAAUUCGAGGGCGGUUUCCAGGCCCAGGGGCAAGCGGCUCAACCGCCUAGUCAGCAGCAGCCUGGCGGGCCCUUUAGCUCUGCCCCCGGCGAAUUCUCGUCGUAUUACACGGCCGAUCAUCAGAACCGCUUCAACAACUACUACAAUCAGAACUUCGGCCAGCAGCAGGGCUCGCAGGGUCAGCAAGAUGUCCUUCCCUCGCAGCCCCAGCGUUCCUUCAGCGGGUACAGUGCGCCUCAGAGCGAUGCCCUCAGCCAGUACCCCCAGAGCGGUGCUCAGCACGGGCAGUCGCGCUUUGGCGGCAAUACGCCCGCUGAUUCGCAGAUCACUGGCACGCCCACGCCUGGUCAGGCCACCAGCCAGGCCCCGAGUGCCCCGACCACGCAGGCCCAGACUCACACUCAACCUCACGACUACGCUUACAGCAGCCACCCAUACUACCAGAAUCCGUACUAUUCCGCCUACAUGAACUACGGAGGCUACAAUCAGGGCGCUUACGGCGGCCCAUACGGCAAGGGCGGCUUGAACUACCAGCCGAGCCAGUACGGCAUCACCCCCCAGGGCCCUCAUGCGUACUCGUCCCCCGCGGGAGCGUUCGGCCAAUCUGCUUUGCAUCGGGAUAGCGGCGUCGGCCCCGGUCUGGGCGAUUACGGCCGCGCUGGCUCUACUCAGUCAGGCCAGCAGGGUCUUGGUAGCGGAUUCGGUGGUGUGCACGAGACGUUCGGCCGCGGCGGUUCCGCCUACCAGUCGCAAGCAGGACAGGCCUUCAACGCGCCCGGCUCGCAGCCCGGCUCUGUCCCGUCAGCCGCUGACGACCUGAAGCCGUUCGGCGAUGCCAAGGCUGCUGGCGGACCAAGCCCUUCGCUGGGUGCCGCCGCUCGCCCGGGCUCUGCCGCCAAUAACGGCCCGUCGCAAACCGGUCUUCCGCCUCCGCAGUCGAACCAACAGAGCAGCCUCGGCAUGGGCGGCUAUGGCUACCCCAGCCACAUGCAGGGCCACGGCCUCCACGGCAGCCAGUCGGGCGCCGCCGGCGGUUAUGGCAUGAGCGCUAGCGGCGGCCAGAGCCACCAGACCACGUACGGAGCCGGCUACGGCGCCCAGGGCUUUGGUGGCAGCUAUUACGGCAACCAGCCCCGGGGCUGGGGCAACAACUAUCACUAGGGAGAUGGCGGAGCUGGUCCCUGAGCCUUCAAGAGUCUGCUGAGUUUUGCUAGCUCGCGGGGAGACCAUUCUUUCCGCGGCGGGGAAGAAGAAAGAAAAGAAAGUUCGGUUGGAGGAUGAGUUCUAACACCCAAGAAUGGGAACGCCGGAUUUGUUACUUCCCAUACACCCGCGAAUUUUUUCGAGCCGUUGUGGUCAGUUCGCGCCUAGUUUGCGAGAAAAAAGCAAGCGAAGCUUUUUCCAUAGGCGCAGAAGAAAUCAAGUCGAUGAGCUUUGACGUGAAAACGGGCUCUAACCCCUCACUCACCAUCCUGGUUUUCCAUCUCCCUCUGGUUUCGGUGUACGAUUUUCCUCCAAAGGCAGUGGGCUUCAUGAAAUUCUGGGGAAUCUGAUAUGUGUCGUGUGAAUUGUGUCAACUGUUAUUAUGGUUGCC
Molecule: messenger RNA, 3669 nt
Organism: Parathielavia appendiculata
Lineage: Eukaryota; Fungi; Ascomycota; Sordariomycetes; Sordariales; Chaetomiaceae
Exons: 3
Coding region: 294-3236 (980 amino acids)
Cellular component (GO): cytoplasm; nucleus
Molecular function (GO): ubiquitin binding
Source: RefSeq, a predicted model, not a curated record